Messenger RNA from Carica papaya (papaya), 2178 nucleotides. The record is from RefSeq and is a predicted model, not a curated record. Lineage: Eukaryota; Viridiplantae; Streptophyta; Magnoliopsida; Brassicales; Caricaceae.
AAGUUCCCUCUGCUUCCCCAACUCCAACAAAUACCCACGCCAUUCUUAAUCUUACUUUCUCACUCUCUCAUCCUUUCGUAAACGCCACAUUUUCACUUAUUUCGCAGCUGGGUCCUCUACCGUGUAAAUAUACUCGUGUCCCCUACGAACUCAGCCUCAAACAGAACUGCUUCUCCUUUCUAUGUAAGAUACUGGCAGAUAGAGUUUAUCAUGGGUUGCUUUCAGUCCAAAACUGCCCAUCUCUCCUCACCGGACGACCCCUCUUCGCUUCCCCCUGUCAAUAAACCUGAAUCAGCAAAUGAAGAAGAGGGUGAUCAAGAGAACCAAGUGCCAGCAUUCAAAGAGUUUGGUCUUAACGAACUAAGGAAGGCAACUAAUGGGUUUAGCUCAGAGUACAUUGUCUCAGAGAGUGGAGAGAAAGGCCCCAAUGUCGUUUACAGAGGGAAGCUUGAUAAUAAUCGCUUGGUUGCCAUCAAACGCUUCUCUAAGCAAUCUUGGCCUGAUGCUCAGCAGUUUGUGGCAGAGGCAGCCGGAGUUGGAAAGCUGAGGCACCAGAGAUUGGUGAAUCUGAUUGGUUGCUGUGCUGAAGGAGAAGAGAGACUUCUGGUGGCUGAGUACAUGUCCAAUGAUACUCUUUCGAAGCAUCUCUUUCAUUGGGAAAAACAGCCACUUCCCUGGGAAAUGCGUGUUAGAGUCGCAUACAAUAUUGCACUGGCCCUUGAUCAUUGCAAUUCAGAAAACUGGAAGAUCUAUCAUGAUCUGAAUGCAUAUAGAGUUCUUUUCAAUGAGGAUGGUGAUCCGUGUUUAUCAAGUUUUGGCCUUAUGAAAAAUAGCCGAGAUGGAAAAAGCUACAGUACAAACUUAGCAUAUACCCCGCCUGAGUUUUUGCGGACAGUGAACUGGUGUUAUUUUUGCAAAAGAGAGGCAGAGUCAGGCAAUCAUCUUCUUCCUUGGUGUCCCCUUUCUUUCGCUCUUGAUCUAAUAAGAGGGAAAAAUGUCCUGCUAUUAAUGGAUUCAUCAUUGGAAGGACAGUAUGCUAAUGAAGAUGCUACCAAGUUGGUUGAACUAGCUUCCAAAUGUCUUCAGUCAGAGGCUCGGGAUCGACCUGACACAAAGUUUCUUCUCAAUGCAGUUGCACCUCUGCCGAAACAGAAAGAGCUGGCAUCCUCUGUUUUGAUGGGUUUGCCUAAAAAUACAGUAGUCCCGCCCACAAUGCUUUCUCCCCUUGGAAAAGCCUGUGCAAAGAUGGAUCUCACUGCUGUUCAUGACAUUUUGCUUAAGAUGGGUUAUAAAGAUGAUGAGGGUGCAGAGAAUGAGCUUUCAUUUCAAGAAUGGACACAACAAGUGCAAGAUAUGUUGAACACAAAAAAAUUUGGGGAUAUUGCAUUCAGGGACAAAGAUUACAAGAGUGCAAUUGAAUAUUAUUCAAAGUUGGUUGUCACGAUGUCUGUCCCCUCGGCAACAGUAUUUGCCAGAAGAGCUUUCUCAUAUUUGAUGAAUGGCCAAGCUGAACUUGCAUUGAGGGAUGCCAUGCAGGCUCAAGUGUGUAUACCAGAGUGGCCAACUGCAUUCUACCUGCAGGCCCUUGCACUCUCGAAGCUUGGAAUGGAAACUGAUGCUCAAGACAUGCUUAAUGAUGGGGCGGCCUUUGAAGCCAAGAAGCAGAAUAGCUGGCGCAGCUAGAUUUCGAAACCCCAAGGUAAAAAGUUGCAAGGUAAUACUUGUUAAUCAGUAUCACAGAUGCAUAAAUGGUGACUAGAGUACAAAGUGCAGUAGUAGGAAGAAGAGAAGAGUUGUAACUGGAGUUUAGAAAAUUCAGCUGAAUACUAUGCUUGGCUGAAUAUCAGAAGCAUGUAAAACGUGUUCCGAAAGGCAAAAAUAAGUAAGGUUAUAACCACAUUUUUGUAUUUAACCCAUUCAUGUGGUUUCUCCUGUUGUAGAAAUUAUAUACGGUUUUGCUGGGUAUUCUGUGGGAAAACUUGUCACUUGAGAGGAAUCGAAGAGAAAUUUAUCGGUAGAUUUGCAGAUUGCAGCGUCUUGGGUUUAUAGAAAGCAUGAGAGGUUUGCCCAAGUUUCCUUUGGGGUUGACAUUGCUUCUGGUGGACCUGUAAUGGAAGAUAAAAGUUAUGGUGGUGCUAAUCUUCAUUCUGAAUUAAAUUUUAUUGCCUCUUCUAACAA